Messenger RNA from Magnolia sinica, 1513 nucleotides. Its product is annotated as alcohol dehydrogenase-like 6. Gene Ontology annotation, molecular function: zinc ion binding; S-(hydroxymethyl)glutathione dehydrogenase [NAD(P)+] activity. Gene Ontology annotation, cellular component: cytosol. Bases 114 to 1256 code for a protein of 380 amino acids. NCBI's taxonomy places the organism in Eukaryota, Viridiplantae, Streptophyta, Magnoliopsida, Magnoliales, Magnoliaceae. Gene Ontology annotation, biological process: formaldehyde catabolic process. The record is from RefSeq and is a predicted model, not a curated record. The transcript is spliced from 10 exons.
UAGCAGCAUACCUUACCGUGGUACCGGUAGCACCGGAGCGCAUCCGAGACAGGAACAAGAGAGAUUUCUAACCAGUACAGACAUCUCCGGCAUUUUUUUUUCAGACAGAAAUCAUGUCUUCCAUGAAAGAUCCUCGUAUCAUUACUUGCAAAGCUGCGGUUGCUUGGGAAGCUGGACAACCUCUAGUGAUGGAGGAAGUGGAGGUGGACCCGCCAAAGCCAAUGGAAAUCCGUAUAAAGGUCGUGUGCACGUCGAUCUGUCGCAGCGACAUCACGCUAUGGGAAUCUAAGGCACAUGCUCAUCUAUUUCCUCGGAUAUUUGGCCACGAAGCAUCAGGGAUUGUUGAGAGCAUCGGAGAAGGUGUAACUGAAUUUGUGGAAGGAGAUCACGUGCUUACUCUCUUCACCGGAGAAUGCAUGUCAUGCAAGCAUUGCAUCUCUGGUAAAAGUAACAUGUGCCAAACAUUGGGGAUGGAAAGAAAUGGGGUGAUGCAUAGUGAUAAGACGACUCGGUUUUCAAUAAAGGGGAAACCCGUCUAUCAUCAUUGUGCGGUGUCAAGCUUUAGUGAAUAUACUGUCGUGCACUCUGGAUGUGCUGUUAAAAUCUGCUCGACUGUUCCAAUGGAGAAAAUAUGCGUGCUUAGCUGUGGAGCAGCUGCAGGUUUGGGUGCGGCUUGGAAAGUUGCCGAUGUAUCUAAAGGAUCAACUGUAGUAAUAUUUGGCCUUGGAACUGUUGGCCUUUCGGUAGCACAAGGCGCCAAACUAAGGGGCGCAUCUCGAAUAAUUGGUUUGGAUACUAAUCCUGCAAAAUAUGAGAAAGGGAAGGCUUUUGGUGUAACUGAAUUUAUCAACCCAGAUGAAUGCAGUGAGCCUAUUCAUCAGGUUCUUAAGAAUGUGACCGGUGGGGGGGCAGAUUAUUGCUUCGAAUGCAUUGGUGAUACUGGAAUGAUAACAGCUGCAUUACAGUCGUGUUGUGAUGGUUGGGGUUUGACAGUUACUCUUGGUGUGCCGAAAGUUAAGCCAGAGUUCUCAGCUCAUUACGCAUUGCUUCUUGGUGGGAGAACUUUAAAAGGUUCUCUAUAUGGAGGAUGGAAGCCUAAAUCAGAGAUUCCAUCAUUGGUAGAUAUGUAUACAAGAAAGGAAAUCCUGAUAGACGAGCUCAUCACGCAUAACCUGCCAAUUGAGGAAAUUAACAAAGCCUUUGACCUGAUGAGGGAAGGGAAAUGUCUGCGGUGUGUGUUGCACAUGCCAAAGUAAUCUUUUGUUGGGUAUGCAUCGAAUAAUGGAGACUUGUUUUCCUGGAGCUACCAGUUUGGUGUUGAAUCCAGAGUCAACCUUUCAAGGAAACUGAUAUUGUUUUGCAUUGUGACAAGUUUCUAGCAACUGCACCAAGCAUGUCCAUAAUGGCAGGCGGCCUCAUCUAUGUAUUUUGAUGGUAAAUUAAAGAGUAGUGUUGUAACCAUAUGAAUCAAUGGAUAUAUAAGUGCUCCACUGCAUGUUUUCAAGUUUUUUCA